GUAUUGAGUAUUCUUCGUACAAGUGCGCAGGUGUAGUAAUUGUGAAAUCUUAUUUCCUGCGCAGACCCUCUUUCUGAUGACCCAUGAUCCGGAGGUGUUCCGAAAAUAUUAUCGGAUGACACCAGAGACAUUCGAAAAACUGCAUUCGUUGCUAGAAACAAGGCUUUCAAAGCAGUGGGUUUUACGGGAGCCCGUGCCCUCACGAUGCCGCCUUGCCAUCACAUUGAGAUACCUAGCAUCGGGGAUGCAAAUUCAAGAUGUUGCCAUGGCAUUUAAGGUAGGCAUAUCGACUACCAGUAACAUUGUGAAGGAAGUAUGUGCACUUCUGUGGGAUGUCCUUCGGCCCAAGUGUAUGAAGUUCCCAGCAAACGUUGAGCAGUGGCAGGAUAUUGCCAAGGGCUUUGAGAGCAGGUGGGAUUUCCCACACUGCAUAGGUGCUGUGGAUGGGAAGCAUGUCCAAAUAGAAGCCCCUCCGCAUUCGGGAUCUCAAUAUUUUAAUUAUAAGGGCACCUACUCCAUCGUUCUAAUGGCUGUAGUGGACAGCCAGCUACGAUUUGUCUGCAUUGAUGUGGGCGCAUACGGAUCGCAGAGUGAUGGUGGUGUAUUCAAGGCAUCGAAGAUUGGGAAACUUCUCAGCCAAGGUGCUUUAAACCUGCCUCCUCCUCAGCUGCUCCCACUGUCCACUGCCGUAGCCCCUUAUGUCUUUGUCGGCGACGAGGCGUUCCAGUUGAGGCCAGACUUCCUGCGGCCGUACCCUGGCAGGUGCCUCGCAGAGGACCUGCGCCUCUUUAACUACCGCCUCAGCAGAGCAAGGUAACGCGUAACUUAAAUUUAUUCGUAAUAGGUUCUACUAUAAUGUUUGUCUUG
This is a messenger RNA of Dermacentor silvarum, 867 nucleotides long. RefSeq lists its product as uncharacterized. The record is from RefSeq and is a predicted model, not a curated record. NCBI's taxonomy places the organism in Eukaryota, Metazoa, Arthropoda, Arachnida, Ixodida, Ixodidae. Bases 77 to 817 code for a protein of 246 amino acids. The transcript has 4 exons.